Penicillium atrosanguineum is the source of this 1629-nucleotide messenger RNA. Its product is annotated as putative MFS transporter. The record is from RefSeq and is a predicted model, not a curated record. Gene Ontology annotation, molecular function: transmembrane transporter activity. Lineage: Eukaryota; Fungi; Ascomycota; Eurotiomycetes; Eurotiales; Aspergillaceae. The transcript has 7 exons. Gene Ontology annotation, biological process: transmembrane transport. The coding region runs from base 1 to 1629 and encodes 542 amino acids.
AUGGCGCCGAUUGUGGAUAGUUCCGCCAUCCCUGGCACGGUCACACUUGUUGAUCUGCAACACGUUCUGAACACGCGUCAUGUGGACGGGGGAAAUGGGGAUAUUGUUCUUAUCCCAACCCCGUCUGCGGACCCGGAGGACCCCUUGAAUUGGAGUCCGAAGAGGAAGCUCCUGUCCACUAUUUGUGUGAGCGUAUAUACAUUGUUCACGGGUAUUGCCUGCUCGGUCGUCUACUCUGUCGAAACCCAGCUGUCCGAGGAGACUGGUUUGUCGGUCAGCACGAUCAAUGAAGGCACAGGGUAUAUGUUCUUGUUGGCAGGAUGGGGUCUGCUGUUCUGGCAACCAUUCUCGAUGCAGUACGGCAAGCGGUUGACAUAUCUUUUGUCGAUGGCGGGUGUCUUGGCUAAUGAACACACCAGACCAUAUGCGGGCACUAACGGCCAAUGGAUCGCCCGAAAUGUCCUCUCGGGCUUUUUCACUGCUCCCAUUGAAGCCCUGCCAGAGAUCACAGUCACGGACGUCCACCAGUACUUUACACAUGAGCGAGGAACUUACAUGGGAUUGUAUGCCUUCUUCCUGGCUGGCAGUAACUACUUUGCACCUGUGAUCUGCGGUUUCAUCGCUCAGUACCAAGGCUGGCGGUGGGUGUUCUACUGGCCCAGUAUUUUCGUCGGCUGUGCCCUAGUCUUCCUGUUCUUCUUCAUGGAAGAGACCAACUACGUGCGCGAGCAAAUUCAAGACACCACCAUUGCGAAUGUGCGGGUUGGCUCUUCCCACAGCUCUCAAAGUAGCGACCCGGAGAAAGCCGUGCCAAAGGCAGAACCCAUUUUGACUGAGACUGGGGAGAUCUAUGCCAAGAAGACCUAUGUGCAAAAGCUUUCCCUCUUGGCUCCCAAGCAGAAGCAGAACAACAUGUUCCGACAGCUUUGGCAGACCUUGUAUUACCUUUCCUGGCCGGUCAUUUUCUAUGCUGGAUUCUCUUACGGAUCGUACUUGGUCUUCUUCAACAUCCUUAACGGUACUGCUUCAAUCAUUCUGGGUGGAAGUCCGUACAAUUUCGGCUCUUCCAUGGUUGGUCUGAGCUACCUCGCAUGCAUCUUGGGCGUGGCUAUUGGAUCCCUUUUCACCGGCCGAUUCAGCGAUUGGCUGACUAUUAAACUGGCUCGUCGCAACGGAGGUAUCAUGGAAGCCGAGCACCGUCUAUGGCCCUUCCUGGCAUGUCUGUUCCUCGUUCCCGGAUCCCUCCUUCUCUGGGGUGUUGGUGCUGCACACGAGGUCCACUGGUUUGGUCUUAUUGUAGCGAUGUGCCUUUUGGCCUUCAGCAAUACCUGCGGCAUUACUCUCAGUGUCAACUAUCUGGUAGACAGCUACCGGGAGUUGAGUGGCGUGGCGAUGGCGAGCGUGAUUCUAGUGCGAAACACCAUGUCUUUCGCCAUUGGGUACGGAAUUACACCGUGGAUCAACAACAUGGGCUACCAGAAUUGCUUCAUCUCAGCGGCAUUUGUUGGCAUGGCAUGUGCGGCGGUCUUCCUUGUGAUGAUCAAGUGGGGCAAGGCGUUCCGAGUGCGUAGUCGCGAGAAGUACUGGCAGAUUGUGCAGGAGAACUGGGAGAAGGGAAUGGGACAUUAG